GCAAGUUGUAGAAAUUAAGGUUUGCUGCUUUCAAUUUACCAGGGUGUGGCAUAAUUGUAGAAAUCAAGUAGUUGCAGAUUUCUGACAUGUCAUCAGUUUCAUAUCCAAAUAUGAAGAUGCCUAGUCUUUAUUACAAGGGUGUGAAAGCUGCAACUGAAGGUGUGAAGGAUCCAGUCAAAACCAAUGAUCCGUCCUCAAUGGUCUCCAGUACACAUCCAGAUUUAUUUGAGGGAAACUUCACUGAACGGAAGAAAUGGGUAGAUGUCAAGUCCUUCUUUGGAUAUGGUUCCUUCUAUGUUCUACAUGAGAGAUGAAUUGCACUCAAGGUGCCUAAUGACAUGAUUCAAGAUGACGGUAAGGCUUCGAGGAAGGAGGAAUCUUUUGGCAUCACAGGUACAUGUAUUCCCUACCACUAGAAAUGUUGUUAAGUUGUCAAAAUUUUAUUGGUUGGGGAAACGUAUGCCCAUGAUGCAGCAGAUUUUCUCCCAAAGAAGAAACUCUACAAAAAAUGAAGCUUUCUUUGCUCGAUGAGAUUAGCUGGAAUAAUUUAGCAACAUAUGAGAGACAAUGGAUGCACCUGCGCUUCCCAACAAGCCCGCCACUGUUUUAAGGUUAGCUCAAUUUAAUUAGACCAGAUCUCAUGUUGAUUAACGUGUCACUUUUCUUCAAUAACAGACUGAACAUUGU
Messenger RNA from Rubroshorea leprosula, 687 nucleotides. NCBI's taxonomy places the organism in Eukaryota, Viridiplantae, Streptophyta, Magnoliopsida, Malvales, Dipterocarpaceae. The record is from the annotation of a GenBank genome assembly.